AUGUGGAACUUCAAUAAAUACUCUGAAGCAUCAAAUUUCAAUGAUGAACUUCCACAAAUAUCGCUGCCAUCGGAAACAUCUAAUUCGAAACAUUUGAAUCACCGAACUCGUUCUGCGACUUUCCCACAUAGAAUGAUACAGUUUCCACCAUCCUCUGGAAUAUCGACACAUUAUCAGUCAAGAAACAUAAAUGAAGGAAGUUUACGAAGAACAACAUCAGAUAAUCGAACAAAAAGAAAUUCGAAACCGUUGGUAGAACCAUCAUCGACAUCUGCAUUUAGUAAAUUAAGGAUCAGAAGUACCUAUGCUCAUAUAUUUAGUAAUGCCAUUUCACGUUUUCUAUUACCGGUUUAUAUCUCAACUCGUAUUGAUACUUCCGAUCGAUUUACAGUCUGCGGUCGUGUUCGACCAUUUUCCGAAAAAGAAACUUUGCAAAAUGAUCUUUACGAUUGUGUGACUACAACUGAUAACACAGUUACUGUACAUAUUGGGAAUUUACAUCUAAAUAAAUUAGAAAUGAAACAUAUGACUUUUCAUUUGGAUAAGAUUUUCGGAAAAGAUGCAUCGAAUGAAGAUGUUUACAAUGUUGUUCGAAAAGUCAUUGUGCAAUCGCUUCCUCAAGAAAAUAUUCCACCUGUUGAUUCGACUGUGUUCUUAUAUGGGAAAACUGGAACAGGAAAGUCACGCACUGUCAGUGGAAUUACUCAACAAUUCGCACAAGAUGUAUUUCAUAUUAUUCAAAAAUCGCGUUAUCAAAUACGUAUUGGAAUCUCUGCUGUCGAAAUCGUUGCAGGUACAAAAGGAUUCAUCGUUUCCAAAGACAAUAUCUGUGAUCUUUUCAAUAAUGGUUCUCUUGUUUACUUUCGAGAAGAUGCUAAUGGAACGGUACAUCUGAGAGGAGCAAAAGAAUAUCUUUGCGAGAAUAGUGCACAAAUGAAUACAUAUAUACAGAAAGCUAAAGCCAUCCGACGAACACAAGCGACUACUCGUAACUCGGAAUCAUCUCGAUCGCAUCUUAUUUAUUUUAUAUUUAUACGCAAUGCAGCCGAUCAUUUCGAAGAUGGACAAAUUCUUUCUAAAAUCACUUUUGUUGAUUUAGCAGGCAAUGAAGGACAACAAGAUUCUCUAUUUUACAAAGGUGGCAGCGAUCAAAUCAAAGAUUCAACAUCAAUCAAUCGUAGUUUAGCCAGUUUACAAGAUUGUAUACGUUCUUCAGCCGAUGGAACAAAAGUAAUUCCGUUUCGUGGAACUGUUUUAACUCGUCUUCUCAAAAAUUGUUUCUUUUCAAAAGAAUCUAAAACAAUUUUCAUUGGGACAAUAUCUGCAUUACCGAUGGAUGCUGAACAAAGUAUACUCACUUUAAAAUACGUAGGUCUGAUCAAAUGGACUAUACAAGAUUUCAUUAUCGAACAAAUCGACAAGUUAAAUGCUAUUUUAUAA
This is a messenger RNA of Adineta ricciae, 1440 nucleotides long. Lineage: Eukaryota; Metazoa; Rotifera; Eurotatoria; Adinetida; Adinetidae. The record is from the annotation of a GenBank genome assembly.